Aspergillus terreus NIH2624 is the source of this 1125-nucleotide messenger RNA. RefSeq lists its product as uncharacterized. The coding region runs from base 1 to 1125 and encodes 374 amino acids. The transcript has 2 exons. Lineage: Eukaryota; Fungi; Ascomycota; Eurotiomycetes; Eurotiales; Aspergillaceae. Gene Ontology annotation, molecular function: iron ion binding; 2 iron, 2 sulfur cluster binding. The record is from RefSeq and is a predicted model, not a curated record.
AUGUCAUUCUUCAGGAAUUUCUUUGGGACGUCCGCCCCAGCGGCAGAAGAGGUGGCAAAGGAGGAGAAGGAGCCCGUCCGUGCCCUGCCGGCGUCCUGGUACACCUCCCAGGCCAUGUACGAGCUGGAACGGCGAUCGAUCUUCUCUCGAAAGUGGCUUCUGACCACCCAUAAGCACCGCGUCCCCAACGCGGGCGACUGGGUGCCAUAUGACGCCGCUGGCUACGAGUUUGUCAUCGCCAAAGACCACCAAGGGAACAUCAAAGCUCUCCUGAGCAAGGACCUCUCGCCGGUUCACACGCAUAUCGACCAAAACGGCUUCGUCUGGGUCAACUUGGAUAGUAGCGAGACGCCGGAGGUAGCCUGGAAGGACGACUUUGACGGUGUCGAUGAGCAGCCUCGAUUCCAAUACUACAAUUUCGAGGACUAUGUCUUUGACCACACAUGGGACAUGGAGGGCGAGUUCAACUGGAAGAUCCUCGCCGACAACUACAACGAGUGCUAUCACUGCCAAGUUGCCCAUCCCGACAUUCCUACCAUUGCCGACCUCAACUCCUACUACGUCAAGACCAAGGACGGCCACAUUCAGCAUUACGGGGCGCAGCGAGAUGACCAAAUCGCGAAAGGCUUCCGCAUCGCCACCACCUACUUCUGGCCCAAUGCAUCCUUCAACAUCUCCCCCCACUUCUUCUUCAUGCAGCGAUUCACACCCAAGGGUCCUACCAAAUGCGUCAUGCGAUACGAGGUGUAUCGCCACAAGGACGCCAGUGAUGACGACUUCAACCUGAUCAGUGACAUGUACAAGCGGAUCAUGUCCGAGGACAAGUACCUUUGCAUUCAGUCCCAGAAAAACCUGAACGCUGGUGUCUUCGUCAAUGGCGAGCUUCACCCCGAGAUGGAAAAGGGUCCUCUGCAUUUCCAGAAGACGGUUCGUGAUGUUGUUGUAGAACAUCAUAAGAAGGAGGAGGCCGCUGGGCACGAGAUCUGGCCUGCGGAUGCUCCCAAGAAUGCUGCCGUCGGCGAAGAUGAGAUUUCCCUUCGCACAGGCACCGCGCAGUUUGACACGGAGAAAGACGACAUGCAGAGUGCUCUCCAACCCAGUGUUGUGACUGCGAUUUCCGUAUAG